AUGUCGCGGUCUGGUCAGGCGAUAUCGCUUUCCGCAUUGACACCUCUGACGACCAGCUCGCCCAGUCCGCGCUCCGCCAAAACUUCGUAUGACACGAUGAACGGGACAUCCUCCUCACGCGCGGCGCCAUCGAGUGCGCCAGAAAAUGUCGCCAACACCAUCACACCCGUGAACACACCGCCUGAGACAAGGAAAUCCGUAUUUCCAGCAGACGGCGUAAUGGCGAAGCGCAUACUAUACGAUCCCUACUCCGACGCAAAACUCGAGAAAAAGGUCAGGCACAGCAAGCCGGCACAAUACAAAACGGUCUUGGAUAAGGGCGACCCAUCUCCUCCACCAGACCCACGGCUGGCUCUUGCUGGAUAUACCAGCGGAAGCUACAUUUUGAAACCUACCGCCAAGUCGAAGCUACGAAUAGCGCCUUAUAUCGCUAAGCCAUAUGCAUUCGAUAACCGCAUUUCCUGCGGUCCCGGACCUGCCACUCAGGUGGUAGUAACUGGAUUCGACCCUCUGACACCAGACUCGCAACUGCGAGGAUUUUUCUCCACUUACGGCGACGUCGAGAGCCUACGUGCGGAGGUCCAUCCUGAUAACGGUAGCCCUCUUGGAAUCUGUUUGAUUAAGUUUCGCGACACUCCGCAGGCUCGGGGUAGCGUUGCGAUCAAAGCAUCUACGUCGGCGAAGCGGGCAGAAAGAGAAGGUUCGAACCAGCGCUUGGGACAACAGGUCAUCAAGGUUCACACCGAUCGCGAGGGCCGAAGAUGCGCUAAGCUCGUAGAAUUGGUAGUGCAAAAGAGUCGCAAACAGGAAGAAAAUAUACGGGCAAAAGCCGCUGCAAAAGCGGCGAAGGCUUCAGCUCUUGCAACACCAGCGACGUUUGAUUUGCCGGCAAAUGUGCCCAAGGGACCUUCGGGGCGGGGCGCACGGCCACCUAUACCUGUUCCACGAGAACCGCUGAACAAGAAGGCUGCGCUAUCACACCUCAUCGAAAAGGAUCCGAUCAAACCUAAGCUCAAGCGCGCACCUUACCUGUUCAUUGCACACCAAUACGUACCCGUCCUCUCCACAACAAUCGACCAUCUCAAGAGGCGUCUAAAGAACUUUCGGUGGGAUGCUCUACGUUGCGACCAGACCGGCUACUAUGUGGUUUUUGCCUCUACCAAGCAUGGCGAAGACGAGGCUGUCAGGUGUUUCCGCGAAUGCCAUAUGAAGCCACUGUUUACCUAUGUAAUGAACAUGGAAUGCCAGCAGUAUGGUGACCCGGAUUACGAGCGUAGCCCCAGUCCGGAGCGUGUUAUGGCGGACAAGAAACGGAAAGCCAUUGAAGACCGCAUGGACCAGGAAGAGAGUGCUGAUCUGGAACUCGAGAAGACGCAGAGAGCAGAAGCUAUGGAUCCAGUGGUGGCAGCCCUAGAGCAGCUGAAGCAGGAGCUGCAAGAAAAGAUUCUUGGGGAUAUCAAAACUCGCAUCGCUGCUCCGACUUUGCUAGAGUUGAUGCAACCGGAGCGACAUGUUGAGAAGCGCCGAAGGUUGAAUAUCGCGGAGCCCCGAAAGAAGGAGGAGGACAUUCGACCGCCAUCGCUUCUUGUUCCAGGAUUGGAUCCCUUCGGUGCCGGGACGCCCAAAUCUCGUGCUGCAGGCUUCUCUGGGCGUGGUCGAAAGGCUCUUGGUCCAUACGACCGGAACCGCCCUGGCAAGAAACCUCCACGGAUUGUCAAUGCUUUUGCCGAUGAGCGACGAAAGGCAUCUGCGCCUAAGCCCCGUGUGGCUCGUGGCCUGCAUCGACAGAUGAUUGAGAUGUUUGAGGGCCCUGAAGAGUCAGAUGACGAAAGCCGGAGCAACCUCACGCGUGGCACAGAGGAGCAGGAGAGCCGUCCGAUCAGUCGUGCACCGUCAACAGACGUCGAAGAGGAGGAGGAGGAAUCGUCUCGAGCACACCGUGCUAAGCGGCGCCGCAUUGAAGCUGGAUGGGGUGAAGACAGCGACGACGAGAUGAUGGACGACUCCCACGCGAGGAGCCUGCUUGCUCACUGCAUCCACAAGGAUCCAGAGAACAUGGCUGAGAAAGAGCUGGAACAGGUGCUUGCUAUUUUGCCACGUUCUUCGCCAAUUUGGAAGAAGGCAGACAAAGCUCUCAAAGGCUUCAGGCGGCUGCGCAAGAUUGAACAAGAGGCGGACGCAAUCUUUGGUGUGGAAACAAGCCCGGUUGACAAACUUGAUCCAGAAGUCAUUGUCACCCAGGACGAUGAACCAUCCAAACCAAUUGAGACCACCGAGCUUCCAGAGACACUCAAGUCGCUCAAGAAGAAGCAGGCUGCUGCGAAGCCGAAGAAGAAGACGAAGAAGCAGCUGGAGGAAGAGGCCAAGAGCGCCAAGGCUGAGGUCACAGAAAUCUCUCUUCCAGAGGAGGAUAUUGCUGAAGUCAAGGAACACGCGCUGGUACCUGAGGUGUCUGUCACGGAAGAUACUCCUGAAGAGGACGAUACUGGUUCUGUAAUGUGGGGCGUAUCAUCGACCGAGCCGCGCAAGACUGUGGAAGACGACUUCAGUGUUGUAAUGGACAUUGAUGGUUGGCAACACAUGCUGAAGGAUGAAGAGGAUUUGCUACACCUCAAAGCAGCACUACAGUCAAUCGAGGCAGCCAAGAUCGGAGAUGCGCAAUCCUGGGCUUGGAAGCAGAAGUCUAUCAAGCACCUCAACCGCCCAGGCGGCGAGGAGGGCGUCUCCCGCACGGAAACCAAGAUCGAAGGAUACUAUGUUCCAAAUCCCACAGGCUCGGCUCGAACAGAGGGUGUCAAGAAGAUCCGCGAGUCGGAGAAGUCCAAAUACCUGCCCCAUCGUAUCCGUGUGCAGAGGGAGCGCGAAGAGCGUCAACGCCAGGCCAAGAAGGCGGAGCAUGCUGUUAUCUCCGUUGAAGGCUUCAAGUUCACGACCAGCUCACAGAAGGCGUCGACUGCCAACUCUCGUGCAAAUCGUGCUAACAAUCGCCGCAUGGUGAACGACAUCAACAUUUCCAAGAAUAUGACCGGCGCAGAAGGUGAUGCCUUGCGCUUCAACCAGUUGAAGAAGCGAAAGAAGCUGGUCAAGUUCGAUCGCUCCGCCAUCCACAACUGGGGUUUGUACGCACAGGAGAAUAUUGUGGCCAACGAUAUGAUCAUUGAGUAUGUCGGUGAGAAGGUUCGACAACGUGUGGCCGAUUUGCGAGAAGUUCGAUAUGAUCAACAGGGUGUGGGAUCGAGUUACCUAUUCCGCAUUGAUGAGGAUACUGUCAUCGACGCAACCAAGAUGGGUGGCAUUGCUCGCUUCAUCAAUCACAGCUGUACGCCAAACUGCACAGCCAAGAUCAUCCGUGUCGACAACACAAAGCGUAUCGUCAUCUACGCUUUGCGUGACAUUGGGCAAGAUGAGGAACUCACCUACGACUACAAAUUCGAGCGUGAAAUGGACGCCACAGACCGCAUUCCUUGUCUCUGCGGAUCCGUCGGCUGCAAGGGCUUCCUCAACUAA
Messenger RNA from Parastagonospora nodorum SN15, 3507 nucleotides. RefSeq lists its product as hypothetical. The coding region runs from base 1 to 3507 and encodes 1168 amino acids. Gene Ontology annotation, cellular component: Set1C/COMPASS complex. The record is from RefSeq and is a predicted model, not a curated record. Gene Ontology annotation, molecular function: RNA binding; histone H3K4 methyltransferase activity; protein binding. The transcript is spliced from 3 exons. NCBI's taxonomy places the organism in Eukaryota, Fungi, Ascomycota, Dothideomycetes, Pleosporales, Phaeosphaeriaceae.